Molecule: messenger RNA, 1780 nt
Organism: Vanessa tameamea
Lineage: Eukaryota; Metazoa; Arthropoda; Insecta; Lepidoptera; Nymphalidae
Exons: 4
Coding region: 210-719 (169 amino acids)
Cellular component (GO): membrane
Source: RefSeq, a predicted model, not a curated record
CACAUUGUAGCGCGACGAGCGACUCGAGGACGGUCGCCACCCAUUCUCGUUCCCCGUCAUUCUUCAGUUGCGCACCGCACGAUCUGUACUACGCUCGCUACCGCCGGACAAAAAUGUGUUACGCGUAUUAGUGUGCUAAGGUUUCAAGUGACAGUGCUAGUGAUUCAAAUCUUAACUUUACGUUCGAUCUACAAGAAUUCACUUAGAGGAUGAUGGCUCCCGAGACAGUGGUGACUGUUGAUCACAAUAAACCAACACAGCAGCAGGCGCCACCGCAACAGCAGCAAGGCGGUGCGCUUGACUGGAUUAAAAUCAAUGUUAAUUAUUUCAAAACACCACCCGGUAUAUUGAAAAUUUUUCAACUGGUGUUAGGUAUUUUGUGUAUGUCGCUGGGCACUCCAUGGGCAUCCGCGUGGUAUGUUUUCGUGGCUGUCACCGCUUUCAUCACUACUCUCAUGUGGAGCUUCGUCUAUCUGCUCAGCAUUCGAGAGGCUCUUAAGAUACCCAUCAAUUGGGUACUGUCAGAACUCAUCAGCACAAGUCUGGAGACGUUAUUCUACCUCAUAGCCUUCAUAGUUAUGUUUACAUCAGUCUACGGCAACUAUGGACGCAACGUAGCUGCUGCUGUUUUUGGUAUAUUCAACAUGCUGGCGUAUGGUGCCAGUUCGUACUACUUGUAUCAAGAGCAUAGAAGCAGUGCAACCGCUGCUGCAGCGUGAAAAGUCACUCCUGCACCGGUGCAACAGAAGAACAAUACUUGUUGUUAAUUUUAUUUCACAGAAAUCUUUAUAGUCUAUUGUACAGUCGUUUAACAAGCUUUAUUUGACGAUUUUUGAUAAAAGAAAAUAUAUCGUAUUUAUCUAAUUAAUUAUUGAUGAAAUUAUUUACGUAUAUUGAAUUUAAAAACUUAGCUAUUUUUAUAUAAUAUAAAUUAUUACGAAAUCAAAAGGCCAUAGAUAAUUUGAGAACGAACUUCUAUACUAAAGUAACCAUAAAUUAUGAUAAAGUGUGACUGUGGUUUUGAUUCAUAUUACAUGGGAUAUGUUUGAGGUCAAAUAUUUCUUUUACAUUUAUUAUAUGCUAAGAUUUCUCAAAUAUCACUUGUAGGUAUUACUUAGUAAUUAUAUUCGGUUAACACUGACGUUUCAAUAUACGGGCACUUUGCACAUUUUAUUAUUCAGUAUGAUCGUUAUGAUUCCCUUUGCAACUAGUCGCAUUUAUAGAAUGAACUCGAGUGACUUAAAAUCUAAAAUUAAGAAAUUGAUAGUUUACAAUAUAAUUUAUAUAUAUAUAUAAAUUAUAUUAUAUAUAUAUUCAUAUUAUGUCGGACUCGAAAAUUGAUAUCUUUGUUUUAUUUACUUAACUUUACAAGUAUUCAUUUUAUAAUUGCUGUAAACAGUACCUACUUUUGUAUAACUACAGUCAGCAACGAACAUAAAAACAGAUAUAAUUACAAUUAACAUUGAAGGUUGUGAAAUAAUUAUCUUCAAAUUCUCGAUAUAAAUUCGUUCGCAAGUCGUGUCGUGUCAAUAGAGCAGCAUUAUAUAAAUAAUCUGUUUACGGUGCAAAUUAGAAUAUACCAUAGUAUUACAUGUAUACCUAAUAUUAUUUUUAUAUUCUGUACUAUAAUGUUGAUUAAACAUAUGUGUCAAUUGUUGUUAAGUUAUGAAAUAUAAGAUUUCAUACCUAAGUACCUAAUAUUAGAAUGUGAGGGUUAUUAUUUACACACUAGCUUAAUUUAACUAAUAUGUAAUGAGUUAAUAAAACACGUGUUAACAUA